This is a messenger RNA of Haliaeetus leucocephalus (bald eagle), 1641 nucleotides long. RefSeq names its product copine family member IX (gene CPNE9). Gene Ontology annotation, molecular function: calcium-dependent phospholipid binding. Gene Ontology annotation, cellular component: plasma membrane. Gene Ontology annotation, biological process: cellular response to calcium ion. The transcript has 21 exons. The record is from RefSeq and is a predicted model, not a curated record. NCBI's taxonomy places the organism in Eukaryota, Metazoa, Chordata, Aves, Accipitriformes, Accipitridae. Bases 1 to 1641 code for a protein of 546 amino acids.
AUGGCGUCUCCGGGAGCGCUGGAGCCGGCGGCCGGCAGCGUGCCGGGCACCAAGGUGGAGCUCACCGUGUCCUGCCGGAACCUGCUGGAUAUGGACACCUUCUCCAAGUCUGACCCAGUGGUGGUCCUCUUCGUACAGGGCUCGGGGAGCAGUGAGUGGAAGGAGUUUGGGCGCACCGAGGUGAUCGACAACACCCUGAAUCCCGACUUCGUCCGCAAGUUUGUCCUUGACUACUACUUUGAGGAGAAGCAAAACCUCCGCUUCGAUGUCUACAACGUGGACUCCAAGAGCUGCUCCGUUUUAAAGCAGAAGGACUUUCUGGGGCAGGCGUUCGUGGCACUGGGGGAGGUGAUCGGGUCCCAGCGGGGCCGCCUGGAGAGAGCCCUCACGGGGGUCCCAGGGAAGCGAUGUGGGACCAUCCUGCUGCUGGCCGAGGAGCUGAGCAACUGCCGGGACAUCAUCACGAUGCAGCUUUGUGCCAACAAGCUGGACAAGAAGGACUUCUUUGGAAAAUCCGACCCCUUCCUCGUCUUCUACCGCAGCAACGAGGAUGGCACCUUCACCAUCUGCCAUAAGACGGAGGUGGUGAAGAACACGCUCAACCCGGUGUGGCAGCCCUUCACCAUCCCCGUGCGUGCCCUCUGCAAUGGCGACUAUGACCGGACGGUGAAGAUAGACGUCUACGACUGGGACCGGGAUGGGAGCCACGACUUCAUCGGGGAGUUUGCCACCAGCUACCGGGAGCUCUCCCGAGCGCAGAGCCAGUUCACGGUGUAUGAGGUGCUGAACCCCAGGAAGAAAUGCAAGAAGAAGAAAUAUGUGAACUCCGGCACUGUGACUCUGCUUUCCUUUUCCGUCGAGUCUGAGUUCACCUUCGUUGACUACAUCCGGGGCGGGACGCAGCUGAAUUUCACCGUCGCCAUCGAUUUCACGGCCUCCAAUGGGAUGCCGUCGCAGCCCACCUCGCUGCACUACGCGAGCCCCUACCAGCUGAGUGCCUACGCCCUGGCGCUGAAGGCGGUGGGGGAGAUCAUCCAGGACUACGACAGUGACAAGCUCUUCCCUGCCUACGGCUUCGGCGCCAAACUCCCACCCGACGGCAAGAUCUCCCACCAGUUCCCCCUGAACAACAAUGUGGACAAUCCCAGCUGCGCCGGCAUCGAGGGCGUGCUGGAGUCCUACCUCCAGAGCCUGCGCACCGUCCAGCUCUAUGGUCCCACCAACUUCGCCCCCGUCAUCAACCAGGUGGCUGGGGCGGCCGCCCAGGUGACCGACGGCUCUCAGUACCACGUCCUCCUCAUCAUCACCGAUGGCGUCAUCUCUGACAUGCUGCAGACCAAGGAAGCCAUCGUCACCGCUUCCGCCUUGCCCAUGUCCAUCAUCAUCGUGGGAGUGGGUCCUGCUGAGUUUGAGGCCAUGGAGGAGCUGGAUGGUGAUGAGGUACGGGUGUCAUCCCGGGGACGCUACGCCGAGAGGGACAUUGUACAGUUUGUGCCAUUUCGGGAUUAUGUGGACGACUCGGGAAACCAGGUGCUGAGCAUGGCCCGCCUGGCCAAGGACGUGCUGGCCGAGAUCCCCGAGCAGCUGCUCUCCUACAUGAAGACCCGCGACAUCAAGCCUCGCCGGGCGGACCCCCAGUAG